AUGGUAAAACAAGGCAUAGUACUUGGGCACAAAGUAUCUAGUAAAAGUAUUGAAGUGGACCGAGCAAAAAUCUCUACAAUAGAAUAUCUUCCACCGCCCAUGUCAGUCAAGGGAAUUAGAAGUUUUCUAGGACAUGCUGGGUUUUACCAAAGAUUCAUUAAGGACUUUUCGAAGAUUUCAAAGCCUGUUUCUACUUUGUUGAUGAACGGUGUUGCCUUUGAUUUUAAUGAAGAAUGCUUGCAUGCUUUUAAAGUGCUGAAGGAGAAGCUGACAACUACACCUAUUGUGGUGGCUCCAAAUUGGGAUUUACCGUUCUAA
Molecule: messenger RNA, 318 nt
Organism: Humulus lupulus (European hop)
Lineage: Eukaryota; Viridiplantae; Streptophyta; Magnoliopsida; Rosales; Cannabaceae
Exons: 1
Coding region: 1-318 (105 amino acids)
Source: RefSeq, a predicted model, not a curated record